GCAAAAUGUACUUCAACAAGUUUCGCUUUAGUCGCGGUUUUGCGGUUCUUUCGUUACGUCGCGCUGUCGGUCGAAUAAUAAACACAAUUGACCUUUUUUGUGUUUGGGGAGUUUGGUGUAAUACGUGAGACAUUUUAGAGGAUGAUUUUUUAAAAAAACCGAUUAUAAUACGGCAUACAAUUGAAAAAUCAUGACGUCGAGACUGGCUCAGAUGCAAGCGCGUUUCCAGCAGAAGCAAAUCCAAGAAAAAGAAGAAAAACUGCUGAAACUUUACGAGAAUCAGCAGCAGAGAGCUAUCGAGAGGGUGGGGCGUAGUAGUGCCGGCAGUAUUACCACUACUAGCACUGUUGGAGCUACAAAACCUCGACUUAGCCUGGAUGACCGAAGGCAAAAAGCCGGAGUGGACAAAAGCUACCCCCUGCAACCCCUAAAAACCAACACGAGGGUAAACAAAACAGUUGCCAGCAGCAGGACGACGACUGUAGUAAAAUCCAGUGCGAAAAAGACAGUUAGUCAAGUGAACAAUAACAAGCCAGUGGUUAGUCAAACUGGAUCGUAUAAAAAAGUGACAAAUAAUAAUUAUAAAAACGGUAAUUAUGAGGAGGAGGCUCAAGUUAUUGAUGGGUAUGAUACUGUUGAUAAUGGACGUGAUCAUUUGACUGAUUUGUUAAAUGAUAAUGAUGCGGGAUUGGAUGAUGAGGAACUUCCAAAAAUAGGUUUUAAUGACGAUCAUUCAGAAAUUAUUAGCAACAAACCCAUCCAGAAAAAUCCAGGCAAGAAACCAAUAGAGCCCAAAUCCACACCUAACGGACCACCAAAUCAACGAAAUGGAAUUUCCAGGACAGAAGCAAAAGUACCGCCAACGAAACCCGCCCCCCAAAGGUCCAGCUCGAGCGUAUCGUCCGCCUCCAGUCACUCAUCCAGAAACUCACCGCCAAGGACAAACGACAAUAUGAGCUCGAAACAAGUUAGGGCGCCAUCUAAUAACCGCCCCUCAUCGAAACAACUUACCCCCAAAUCGCCAGUGGUAAGGGAUGAUUUGGCGGAAUGUCGAUUUUGUGGUAGACGGUUUGCUAGCGACAGGUUGGGAGUCCACGAGGAUAUUUGUGGUAAAACUGGAAAGAAGAAGAGGAAGACUUAUGAUGCUACUAAGCAUAGAGUGUUGGGUACUGAGUUGGAGUCUUAUGUGCUAAAACCUGGGAGUAAGAAGGCUGGAACCAGUAGUAAGGCAUCCGCCAAACUUUCCGCCCCAAAAUCCACCUGGAGAAAAACCCACGAGGAAUUCAUCGCCGCCAUAAGGGCGGCCAAACAAGCGCAAGCGUACGUAGCAAAGGGCGGCAAACUGACCGACCUGCCGCCGCCCCCACCGUCCACCAAUCCCGACUAUGUACAGUGUCCACACUGUGGAAGAAGGUUUAACGAAUCUGCCGCCCAAAGACACAUCCCCAAAUGUGCCACCUAUGAAUUUAAUAAACCGAAGGGCGGGCAGGCUAAAGGGCGACCUGGAAAGAGAUAAUAGAACAACGGGUUUAUCAUUAUUUUAGUCAACGAGAGAGAGAGAGCCAUAGAUAGUGUCUGACAGUGAUGUCGAUGGCCCUCUUUAUAUCUAAAAUAAUUUUUUUUAUACAGGUUUUUAUAGAGUUUAUAAACAUAUUAAAUAACAAUGUUAAAAAUAUAAUUAAAACAAGUCUCAUAAGUGCC
Messenger RNA from Anthonomus grandis grandis, 1701 nucleotides. RefSeq names its product pecanex-like protein 1. Lineage: Eukaryota; Metazoa; Arthropoda; Insecta; Coleoptera; Curculionidae. Bases 191 to 1516 code for a protein of 441 amino acids. The transcript has 9 exons. The record is from RefSeq and is a predicted model, not a curated record.